This is a messenger RNA of Lottia gigantea (owl limpet), 660 nucleotides long. RefSeq lists its product as hypothetical. Gene Ontology annotation, cellular component: GINS complex. Lineage: Eukaryota; Metazoa; Mollusca; Gastropoda; Lottiidae. The transcript has 7 exons. Gene Ontology annotation, biological process: double-strand break repair via break-induced replication; DNA-templated DNA replication. The record is from RefSeq and is a predicted model, not a curated record. Bases 1 to 660 code for a protein of 219 amino acids.
AUGUCAUCAGAACUGGACGAAAUGACUGAAGAUGGCGACGAGGAAGUUAUGACUGCAGGAGAAGUCCUGGAAAAACUGGAAGAGGCAUGGUUAAAUGAGAAAUUUUCACCUGAGAUAUUGGAAAGUAAAAGUGAUCUAGUAGAAUGUAUGUUAGAACAGAUAACAGCAAUGGAAGAAAAUAUACAGCGGGCCAAGAAAGGGGAUUUUAAAGUCAGUAUACAUCGCAUGGAGAUUGAUAGAAUAAGAUAUGUUUUAAGUAGUUAUCUAAGGAUUCGAUUAAAAAAGAUAGAGAAUUUUACAGCCCAUAUUUUACACCAAGAAUGUAAUAGAAAGGAUGAGGAUUCUCCAUUGUUGUCACCUGAAGAAUUUAAAUUUGCUAAGGAAUAUCAGAACAGUAUUGAAGGCCAUUUUUCAACCCUGGCACUAAGACACAUGCCAGCCAACUCCCAGACCCUAGAUCCUAAACUUACAGUAAUAAAGUCCAACCUAGAUAGUUAUGUAUUUCUGCAGGUGAAUGAAGAAACUCAAGGUAUUUUGAUUGAAGAGGAAACAUUGGAAACAGGGGAGGAGAUAGUUGACUUGGAGAAAAAUGAUCAACACAUUAUGAGAUAUAGACCUUUAGCACCACAUGUUAAUUCUGGAGCAGUAUCCCUUAUUUAG